Messenger RNA from Chelonoidis abingdonii (Abingdon island giant tortoise), 3109 nucleotides. RefSeq names its product par-6 family cell polarity regulator beta (gene PARD6B). The record is from RefSeq and is a predicted model, not a curated record. Lineage: Eukaryota; Metazoa; Chordata; Testudines; Testudinidae. Gene Ontology annotation, biological process: establishment or maintenance of cell polarity; regulation of cellular localization; centrosome cycle. Gene Ontology annotation, molecular function: protein binding. Gene Ontology annotation, cellular component: nucleus; cell cortex; apical plasma membrane.
GCGGCAGGUGCCAGGCGCAGCUAGGCGUUCUGCGGGGCGGCUCCUCCCCCCUCCUGGCUGUGUGUGAGGAGGCGGCUCGGCGGCAGCAGCAGGUUGUGGCUGGGAGGCUGGGCUCGGAACUGCCCUGGUUCUCCCCCUCCUCCCACGGCGCGCCCGGGGACACAGACCGUCUGGCGGUAUGAACCGGACCCAGCGCGUCGCUGGGGGCAGCCCGGGCCUCGGCACCAUGGAAGUGAAGAGCAAGUUUGGAGCUGAAUUUCGACGGUUUUCUCUGGAAAGAACCAAACCUGGAAAGUUUGAGGAGUUUUAUGGAUUAUUGCAGCAUGUGCACAAGAUCCCCAAUGUUGAAGUUUUAGUUGGGUAUAUAGACAUUCAUGGAGAUCUGCUGCCUAUCAACAAUGAUGACAAUUAUCAUAAAGCAGUUUCCACAGCCAAUCCUCUGCUCAGGAUUUUCAUUCAAAGAAAAGAAGAUGCAGACUACAGUGCCUUUGGUACGGAUACUAUGACAAGGAAGAAAAAUGUCUUAUCAAAUGUGUUGCGUCCGGAUAACCACAAAAAGAAACCACAUAUUGUCAUUAGCAUGCCGCGAGACUUCAGACCGGUGUCGUCUAUUAUUGAUGUGGAUAUUCUCCCAGAAACCCAUCGCAGGGUGCGACUUUACAAAUAUGGAACUGACAAACCACUUGGAUUCUAUAUACGGGAUGGCUCUAGUGUCAGAGUAACUCCACAUGGAUUGGAGAAGGUACCAGGGAUUUUCAUAUCCAGGCUUGUUCCUGGAGGCCUGGCUCAAAGCACAGGCUUACUGGCUGUUAAUGAUGAAGUACUGGAGGUAAAUGGAAUAGAAGUCUCAGGGAAGAGUCUUGAUCAAGUUACAGACAUGAUGAUUGCAAAUAGCCGUAACCUGAUCAUUACAGUGAGACCAGCAAAUCAACGAAAUAAUGUUGUUAGGAACAGCAGGACUUCUGGGAGCUCAGGUCAGUCUACUGAUACUAGUCUUCCAGGUUACACACCACACACUGUGCAGAACUUCCAUCCAGAAGAAGACGACAGUGAUGAAGAUGACAUCAUUAUUGAAGAUAAUGGUGAGCCACAGCAGAUUCCAAAAGCUGUCCCUACCAGUGAGAGUCUGGAAUCAUUAACACAAAUUGAACUCCUUCAUGACUCAACACAAAAUGGUUUCAUUCCUUUUAGUGAAGUAAACUUAUGUCAUUCAGCAGGCAACGUUAGCAUGGAGUAUGAAAUACAUGAUCCAGACAAAAAGUCCUUAGAAGAUGGGGCAAUUAUAACGCUAUGAAACUGCCUCAGUGGUGUAUUUUACAUUAACUGAAGAUGCCGUACAACUUUUAAUUUUGCUUGAUGUAUAAUGCAAUUUAUACCUCUCAACCUACCAGUCCUUAAGACCUGCAAACAAACGUAAGGAAAAACAGUAAAUGCAGGAAUCUUAAAAUUAUGUGGGCUGAUUAAUGCCAGUUUUAUAAUUCUGUAAUUCCAUGUAAAUAUUUUGUAAAGAUACAAGGUAGAUGACCCUGGCUGUGACUGGACAGCGGUAAAAUGAAGGAUGGUUGAAAGGUAUUGACCACAUGUUUACUUCCAGAGGUACUUAUACAACUGGUUUUAAAGAGUAAAUUUCCAUUACCACGUGAGGUGGAUCAGACAGUGAAGCUGCAUGUCUAAUCCGAAUUUAUGGUCAUGUGAGUUUACCCCUUAAUGACACAAUUAUCUUAAAAUUCUAAUGUGAAAGUCUUACUAGUAUUUCUCUUGUACCUUGAGGACCAGUUCUUUUCUCUUAGUUUACAGUAUUGUAUAAGGUUGUCUUUUAUGCUGGGUUUAGUCACUAACUGUAGUAAUUACAUUAUGUAAAUGUCUAAAGAAAUCAAAUACAAAAUUAAUAGAAUGAAAAUAACAUUUUACCUGAUUCCUAUUUCAUGCUCCAAAAAUGGUCAUGUUAAAAGAGAUCAAGAUUCUUACAAAUGAGGAGAGUUAUUUGAAAUUGAUCAUCAAUGAACAGUUCUGUCUUAAUAUUAAAAAAUUAUUAUCCAGCACAGGUUAGAGCAACUUAUCACUUGAUUUUUUUUAAAGGUUUAGGCUUUGUAAAACUAACUUGAAAACUUGUGCUAUUACAACUUCAAAAUUUAUAAUGAACUAAAUUAUAAAUGCUAUUUUUUAACAUGCCACCCCUAGUAGGGUAUCUUAUUUUGAAUAUUAAAAAACUGCUAUGAAAAAAAAAACAAAAAUACUGAAAACUAAAAUCCUGAUGCUGCAGACACUUAAGCAGGAAUGUAAAUUGACUCUCAUGAAUAGCUGAAUAGUUCAUUGACUUCAGUAGAACUACUCAUGUGGUUUGUUUGCAGCAUCAAGGGCUAAAAUUGUACUUGUAUUUAAGAAAUAAAUUUAAGACAUAAAAUUGUCUUCAAAACAAAAUUAGUUAGCUGCUAAUAAUGAAAAUCUAUUUACUUUUAAUACAGUAACACAGUUAACUUUUUAUGCAUACAAGCUAAGAUCUUGAAAAAUAGCCUUCUGGAGGUGGAAUUUUCAGGUGUUAAGUUCCUUCAAAUUGCAAGCCCUGAUGGAAUACAGCCUGGUUAAAGUAUUUCAGCCAUCUUGACUUGUGAAACUUCACUCUAAUGGAAAGUGGUGUUAGCUACAUUUGCAAUUUGCUUAUCAGUUUUGUAUUUAUCUCAGUAAGGAUGUAGCUUCUUAGCAGAAUAAAUUUCUAUGUAAGAUGUGAAAUUCUACAGUCAGGAAACUGACCUCUUGAGGUUCUUUCUAGCCCAAAUUUCUAUGAUUUCUAAAGAAACAAGAACAAAACAUCCACUUAACAGUUUGCCUUUAAAUGGGAAGAAAAAAGAGAAUUAACAACAGGAACUUCUGGGGAAAUUCUGCACCAAAAAAAAAAUUUAAAAAAUUCUGCGCACAAUAUUUUAAAAUUCUGCAUAUUUUACUAAUCAAAAUAAUACACUAUCAUGGCAGUUUCAGUUUUGGUAAUUUAUUUCAAAAUACUUGUCAGCAAGCAUGUCUAACAAUAUAGACAACAAAAAAGGCUCAGGAAAUUUUUUUUGACAAAUAGAUUCCUUACCAUGAGUCUUAAUACAGAACUUUGAGUAACAAU